AUGGAGCGAUCCCACACUACAGACCUUUCCACUUCGGGAUCAAAAGUGGAGGAAAGAGACACACAUCGCGGCCGCGAUGGACUCCGUGUGGACCGCGGGAAAUCUCGCCGACUUACGGCCAACCAGUAUCUUGACAUGUUCAACCGUGAACGACGUGUCUCAUCAGCUCUGGAGUACUUUCCGACAGCCCCAGGCGGCGAUGUCGACAUUCGCCGAGUAGAAGAUGUUCCCCCCGAGCUUACGCUGAAGGUGGCCGCAGAGAUUGCCAAGCAGAGCGCUCGUCACUCCGGCAGCAACCCAGAUGAGUGCGAAGAUGCAGCUGAGGCGGCAGCUCAGGAUGAUCAGGAAAAAGGCGCCGUCCUUCCUGGAGAUCACGGGGAAAGGGUGACGGAAGACCCGAAACGGGGGCGUCCGGGGCUAUGUGAGCGGUUGCGUAACAAAUUCUUCCCCAGGGGUCCAACCACAUCCGCUAUGAUGGCAGCUCGCCUUCAGCCAACACCCUUUGGCGUCAAUCGAUUCAUUAUGCUUGGGAUCUACUUGAUUUACUCUUUGCUGACGGGUCGAGUGUACUUUGCCUGGCCAAGCAUUUCCAAUAUGCUCUUCCGAAGUGAGGCGUACCUGUGGAAGUGUGGGGAUUUAGACGAUCCAUCAGCCAUAGAUCUUCGCCAGGAGGAGAAUGGUGGGAGAAGAUUCGCCUGUGAAGAUCAAAAUACGGAAGUGCAGAAGCUUUUUGUCGUUUGCCUCGCAUGUGCUUUCGCUUGUGCGCUGCUGGCGGGGCUGCUUCUGGACAAAGUGGGCCCGAAGCUCACAGGUCUCUUUGGACAGACGUGCAAUUUCACAGCCUGGAUGCUCCUGGGUUUCGCCGGAGAAAAUAUGCCCACCUAUUGUCCAGCGUUUGUUUUGAUGGGCGUCGGAGCAGACAGUGGCUACAUGGCGAGUCUGUCGAUAGCAAAUCUUUUCCCCGGACACGAGGCGCUCGUAGUGGCGCUGCUAGGGUCAGCAAAAAGCUUGAGCUACGCAGUGCCCACGAUUCUGGACACACUCGACGCCAAUAGUUCAGCAAUCACAGUGAAAGACGUCUGUUUAGGAUAUGCUGCACUCGGCCCGGGACUUUGCUGGUUAAUUUGUUUCUUGUUGAUUGGCUUCCAUCCGUUCCUCCCGUGGGCGAGCUUUGUGCAUAUUGAGGAGGCCCUGGAGCAACUGGCGAGGCGUCAAAGCGGAAGACAAUGGAGUCAGGUCUUUCGGUCUUCGUCGGUUUCUUCUGUUUUCAAGUUGAGAAAAGGAAAAGAUUCUGGUUCAGGUGUUGGAGAAGGCAGUGGCACGUCGAGACACCAAACGGAAACCGUCAAUCGCCGGACCAGCAGUAUAACUGUACAGUCGAAUGGGGCACCUGCGUCUGAGUCUGCACCCUCACUGCGACGGCAGCUGAUGUCCAAAUAUUGCCUGCUAAUGGUCAUCCACACUGUUGUCCAGGCUCUCGCGUACCCGUUCCUUAGUACCAGCGCCGAGAACCUCUACGGGAAAGAUGUAAAUAACUUUCUCGGCUUUGGCCUGCCGUUCGGCUGCGUUGCCUGCAUAAUUUAUGGCAAACUCACGGACAUGUACGGCAUCACGAAAGUUUUAAUCGGGAUCAAUACCAUCAUUACGGUCGUGUUUGUAUUGACGCUGGUUCAAACAACGGUAACGGCUUAUAUCGCAGCUGUUCUCAUUAUAUUCUACGUAGGAUUUUACUCAUCGCAGGUGUAUUGUUUCGUGAGCGACACCUUUGCAGCAGCACAGUUUGGGCGGAUCGUUGGCUCAAUCUUCAUGGUGGGGGGAUUUUCCUCGCUACUAAAAAUUCCGCUUCAGUCUAUGGUCGUUGAUGUUUUCCAUUCGGUAUACACAUGGCCAGUCGUCAUGAUGAUGGGGCUCUGCUGCUUCAAUUUCGGUAUUCUUGGGAUGCUUUUGUAUUUCAAGAAGAAGAACCCGCAUCCUUUCUGGCCAGCCGAUGUUGCUGCAGCUGACGAAAAGAGGACAGGGAAAAGGCCUAAGGGGGAACCGGACGGGGAGAGGCGACAGCUUGUAGUUAAGGCGGGGAGCGAUGCUGAACUGGGGGUAUCGGCAACGGCGACUCGCACGUCAGAUUUGGGCGGGCGUUUUGAGACCGAACUAGUCGACGUUCGUGUGUCGAUAUCUCCUGCUGUUGGUGCUGAAGACCCAGGAAAGAUGGACAGUGCACGUGAGAAUAGGAAGGAGCAAAACUAG
Molecule: messenger RNA, 2244 nt
Organism: Neospora caninum
Lineage: Eukaryota; Apicomplexa; Conoidasida; Eucoccidiorida; Sarcocystidae
Exons: 4
Coding region: 1-2244 (747 amino acids)
Source: RefSeq, a predicted model, not a curated record